UGUAGUCUACUCUUGUGUUUCAGUUGUUAGCUACAAGGUAAAUGAUGAAGGACGUCGUAUGUGAAUUUGGACGAUAAAAUAUUCGCGAUGUAUUUUGUAAUAUGAUAAUUCACGAGGGUGUUUAUGUAGUUCACAUCGAGUGACAUUUUCAACGUUUAAUUAUAACUAACUUUACGUAUUUUUUAUUACCAAUGCGGUGGACAAGGUUGAUAUGGGAAACUAUUUGAUACGAUAAACUCGUCGAGAUGAAAUCUUACCAAAUCAUCGCAGUAUUCUCAAUUCAUCUCGUGUUCCUGAUCUAUUCAACGAACACAGCAGAUGUCAUCACUGCCGAUCCUAAGAUAACGAUUAAAGCCGAAGAUGGUAAAAACAUCAUCGAUACUAAAACUACAGCUGAUAACAGCUCCACCAGCACAAGUAAACCAUCACUGUCGCCAGCUCCAGUCGUCGAUACCAACUCUAGCAUUACUAAUACAUCUUCUUCUGCGUUGAAUGAAACCGUAUCGAAAAAUGGUACCGAAGCUGAGAACGCUACGACGACCGUAGAAGAGUCACCGGUCACCGUCGUUAAUGCUACAAAUGCUGCCACCAACGAGACCUCAAAUGCUACAUCGACCGAGGUUACCGUACCAGGUGAACCCGUUCUUCCGGAGAAAGGAUCAGCCGAAGAAGAACGUACCAGUUCGAUCGCAAUAUUCUUCGUAUUAUGCGUUUUAGCUCUCGGUAUACUGCUAAUACAUUUGAUGCUUUUGACGCAUUUCCAGUAUUUACCCGAAAGCAUAGCUAUCGUAUUUCUGGGCGGUUUAAUCGGUCUAAUAUUGAACCUUAUGUCGGAUCAGAAUAUAGCUAAUUGGCGUAAGGAAGAAGCAUUCUCGCCGACAGCUUUUUUCCUCGUACUACUACCGCCGAUCAUUUUCGAAUCCGGUUACAAUCUGCAUAAAGGUAACUUCUUCCAGAAUAUCGGUUCGAUUCUGGUAUUCGCCAUACUCGGUACUACGAUCUCAGCUGUGGUUAUCGGUGCCGGUCUCUACGUACUCGGUUUGGCUGAAAUGUCUUACAAGCUCAGCUUCGUCGAAAGUUUUGCGUUCGGUUCGUUGAUCUCGGCUGUCGAUCCGGUCGCCACUGUGGCUAUAUUUCACGCUUUGGACGUAGAUCCGGUCUUGAAUAUGUUGGUUUUCGGCGAGAGUAUUCUAAACGACGCUAUCGCGAUUGUCCUCACGACAUCUAUAUUACAAUCAAAUAACCCAACUAUGUCUACCUCCGAAGCUGUAAUGACCGGUAUAAGUCAAUUUUUCACCACGUUCUUCUGUUCGGCCGGAAUCGGAGUAUUGUUCGCGUUGACCAGCGCUUUACUCCUGAAAUACGUCGAUUUACGUAAACAUCCUUCGUUAGAGUUCGGUAUGAUGUUGGUUUUCACCUAUGCACCUUACGCUCUCGCCGAAGGAAUACACUUAUCAGGAAUUAUGGCGAUAUUAUUCAACGGUAUUGUUAUGUCUCAUUACACCCAUUUCAAUCUGUCCACCGUCACGCAAAUCACAAUGCAGCAGACCAUGCGAACGUUGUCAUUCAUCGCCGAAACUUGCGUAUUCGCGUAUCUUGGAUUGGCAUUGUUCAGCUUCAGGCAUAGAUUCGAACCGGGCUUGGUCAUUUGGAGUAUUGUACUGUGCCUGAUCGGAAGAGCUUGCAAUAUUUAUCCUUUGGCCGUGCUGUGUAAUAAAUUCCGAGAACAUCAGAUCAAUAAGAGGAUGAUGUUUAUUAUGUGGUUCAGCGGUUUACGUGGAGCUAUCUCAUACGCAUUAUCUUUACAUUUGGAAUUCAGCGACGAAACUCGUCACGUCAUCAUUACGACGACGCUAAUUAUCGUCUUGGUUACCACCUUGUUAUUUGGCGGAUCAACUAUGCCAAUUUUGAAGGUUUUAUCGCAGAGUAAAACAAACGGUCGCAAAACUAGUCGUAAGAAGUUCCGGGGUAAAGCCAUAUCGCUGAGUAAAACCAAAGAAUGGGGUCAAGCUAUCGAUUCGGAGCAUCUGUCCGAGUACACGGAAGAAGAACUAGAGGUGAAUUUCAACCAGAGUCGAAUUAGUGGAUUCGCGAAAUGGGAUAUUAAAUACUUCACGCCAUUUUUCACGCGACGAUUUACACAGCAGGAAUUGAAAGACUGCAAAACUCAGAUGACCGAUUUAACGAAUCAAUGGUACCAAGCUAUACGAAUCUCGUCGAACGACUCGGAAGAGGAUAAAUCACGUUCACCCAGUUGACAAAUGGACUCGCCGUUGGUACUGAGCUUUUGAAUAAUGCAUUGUUGUCGUUUUGUCCUUCCAAGAAGUCAUCAUCCUCCGAGUACCAACACAACGUUAAUUCGUUAAUUUCUCUUUCAUCGAGCCUUCCUGCACCGGGUAGGCCGAUUUAAAAUUUUACCUUUAUUAUUUUUUUCUACAAGUUACGAGUAUACACAAUAUUUCGAGCAUUCUCGACGAUAAUAUUAUCGAUUUAAAUCGUCGAAAAAUUCGUUGAAUCGAGACGAUCACGAUCGUUUGGGUAUUUUAUAUAUUUUCUCGUCGGGAGCUUUUUCGAGCUCGCGAAUUUUAUACUUACGCGGACUAUUUUUUAGGUCAUAGUUUGUUUUUAGUAUUUCAAUUUUCGUCGUACCUAUAUAUUGUUGUUCAAUGAUGUUCAUUAUAAUAUGUAAUUACUCGAGAAAAUGUGGCCGAUGAAGCUGAAUGGAAAGCGAAGAGACCAGAAGAGAGGUUAUUUGAGGCGAAUGUCGGUCGUUCGCGAGUAAAAAGUUGUUUAAAAUUCAUUAUUCUACUUAUUGUUUGGUGAGACGAAACGAUACGAGAUGGUGGCGCGAGUAAACUUUAUAAAUUCUCAAACAAAAUAAGGUUUCUUUUCACUGUUUUUCUAUUUAUUUUUAUUUUUUUUUUCGAUGGAAAAAAAUAAGAACAGGUCACACGGCGUGACGAUGCUUUUAUAUAUACGAUUUCGUUGAGGUUGUUUGUUUUUAGAAAUACGCGUUGUUGAGAGUGAAUUUCGCUCCAAACAGGAGAAGGAGAAGUUGGAAAAAAUGCUGAGUGGAGGAGGAAUUUGUUUCCAGAUUUUUUCCUUCCUAUGUGUGAUUGACGAUUCGAUUAAACGCUUGCAAGGGGGGGGGGGGGGUUGCAUAGCCUGAUGAGUUCUGUUCUUGAGCAUAAUUUUCUUUCUUCUAUUUUUUUUUUUUUUUUACAUAUUUUUUGUUCAAUUUUUUUUGUAUCCGGUUCAAAACUUUUCUUUUUCAAUUUCACAAAGAUAUUGAGAUAUAUUGAUGGUGUAAAGGAAACGCCAAAAUUACCUCUUCAUUUCAUUGUAUUUUUAAGCGUACUUAGAAUGAUUUAAAAUUAAGAUUAAAAUAAGUAUUUUUUUUUCUUUCGGAUGAUUCCACUAUCGCACGCCGUCCAUUUUAUUGCUGAUUUUUAUCAACGCACCGGCGUAGAUAAAAACAGAAUUAUUAUUAAUUUUUUUCUUCUUCUUGAAUUUUUCUUUAUUAUUUUUUUUCUAUAUUUUUCGAGGUUUUUUUUUUACCAAGUAGGGGGGUCUGGUAUCUGGUGGUGAAAUUUUCAAAUUUGGAAUGGAUGAAAAAGUUCUGAAAUAUUUUGUCAAAUUCUGAUGGUUCUGAUCUAAUGAAUGUUAUUAUAAAAUGACCAAUUUCGAGAGAUUUUGUUGGUGAAAAUUGCCAUUUUCAAAAAUACCACCGCCCUGGUCUGAUUUUUUCAUGAUAAUCGACGAUGCUCAAUAUUCGUGCAGAUACCGGACACCCUGUAUAACGCGUGCUUAAAUAAUUUCAACGGCGUAGAUAUGGAUAUUUUUGAUCAUUUUGGACGAAUCUACCACGUUUUUAGUCUUAAUUUUAUUUUCUAAUAUUUUCCCCCAUUUUUUCGAGUAUAAUUUUUGAGAAAUGGUAUCAAUCAGGGUGACCAACUGACCUUUCAAAGGUUAUUUCUGAUCAUCUACCUCGAUAAUUAUUUUUUGGGGAAAUUUUAGGGUCAUUUUACGUGUCUACUUUAUCAAAGUAUGGACCUCAUUGGCUUUUGUGUUUCGAUUUUUGAUGAUCUUAUGGUUUCGAUGUUACUUCUGUCAUGUUUAUGGAGAGAUCUGAGUAGUUUAAGAGGGUCAGAGGGGGGAAAUAAGGUCAUGUUCGCAUUCAGCGUCCUAAAAACAUACCGUUCGAUGUAUUGCUUAACUUACUCAAUAUUUUCAAGAGUUGACCCCAAUAAGUGGGGGGGGGGGGGGGUGCUGGAAGAGUGGAAUCAAAAAAAUAAGUUCAAAUUCGUGUUCAGCUAGUUCGAAAACAUACAUUUUGAUAUGUCGCAUGAUAUCGACCUUUUUUUCAAUAUUGACCCCAAAUUUGGGGAGGGGAUGCCCUGUCAUAAAACUGCCCAUUUUGAAAAUACCAUAUUAUUUCGAACUGAGAUAAAAAGUCAACAUGAAACCAUUUUUUCAGUACUCAAAAUUACUUUUAGCUCUGACUCCAACUUUGAGUUCAAAAUUUCAAAGUGGAACUUUCCAUGGAGAUGCCCCCCUCUCACCCCUUCCCUCGUUUCUUUCUAAGGGAGUUUUGGACUUGCUGAAAUAUUUUUCAAAAUUUUGUUUGAAUUUUUGGAAUUUGUAAAGAAUAUUUUGAACAAAAUUGAAAGACAUUAAACCAAGUCGAAAAUUUUAUUUUUCGAUCAAGUUGACCUAAAAUGACUCUUUGGGCAAAAUUUUCUGUUCAGGGUCCAAAGCACAACACUCAAGAUUGAAAUAUCCCUACACUUGUGGAAGAAAAAUUUCUUUUAGUGUUUAUUUCUGCUUUUCUAAAGGGUAGGCAAGCAAAUCUACUUGUGUUCAACAUGGGUUGCCUACUUUCCAAAUGAAAGGAGGUGAGGAACCUUCGAAACAACCUGUACUUUGACUAUUGGCUCAAUUUUGAGUGGAUGAGUCGAAUUUUAUUACCAAUAAAAUCCAAUGGUCACCCUGUUAAAAUACCUUUUUCAUUUCUUUAAUAAUUUUUAAAUGCACUCGCCUUUUCUUCUGCUUUGAAAAAGAACAUGCGUAUGGCGCGUUUAUUAAAUAAUUCUUCCUAUUUUAAAAAUUUUAAUUUUAAAUACCAGUUCUACCUAUAUUUUUAUUGAUAUUCGUGAGUACUGUUAUCGUGAUGGAGUUCUGCACAAAGUCAUUAAGAUUUAGGGACGUUUAAAAAUUAAUUAUAAGUAACGUAGGUAUUUCGUAAUGUAGAAAAUGGUUUUCCUUACAGUCUAUUUACUUAGUUACCUUUAUUUUCCUUUUUUUUUUCUUUUUAAAAUUCGUUCUAAAAUAAGAAUUGGGUGGGUUUUUACUUUUUUUCAAUCAAAUGUGGUUACCAAACGUAAAUCGGGUAUUUUUGGCGGGAAAAAAGUCGUUGGGAUUGCUUGCGAGGGAAAAAUUGGUGGAAAUUUUUUAUCUGGUCUCUCGAUGUUGGAUUAAGUACUCGACUCGACUCGUGACUUUGGAUCUGACGAGGUCACGUUCGAAAAAAAUUACAUUUGCGAAUCAGGUAACACUGCUCAAUGAAUAAUUUGAAUUUUUCAAAGUGCUCUUCUGGGCUCGACAGUUUCAAAAUUGCAUUGCUGCACAAAAAUGGUUCAUGAAUUUAUCAGUUUUGAAUUUUUAGUGCUCUCAGGAGCUAUUCGUUGGAUUCGGAAUAAUUCGUCAGUUCUAAUUUAGACUGAUUUGAAGUAUGAAAGAAUAGCUAUAUUAUCUUGUUUUUGUACUCGUAAUCGUUUAAAUAGAUCCUCAUACGAGACCUCUUCCCUCCACUUAAAAAAAUAGUCCCAAUUUACGAUACACUUACUUCGUGAUAUACCCAAAAUUGUUACUUUUUUUAUUUAUUUGGCAGAAGCAUGAAGCAAUUUAUACGAACGAAAGGCUCCUUUCACCAUAAUACGAUUACAACGAAAGUGAGGUCGAGUUGGGGGAAAAAAAUGGAAGAAAAUCUCGACAAAUCCGCUAGAGAUAUUCAACCGCGGUAAAUUUUUAAUUUAAAGGACGUGUCUUUUUAAAGUACGACGACGAGUACCUGGUUAUAUUUAACAAGCGAAAAAUAGGCCGAAGAAAACGAACGUCGUGAAUUUUUCAUUAAUCGAAAUAUUAUAUACCAUAUUACCUACAUUGAUAAUGAAAUAGAAUGGGUGGGAAAAGGGCGAAGGCUGGAGAACUUUUUUUUUUUGGUAAUCGAUAUCUUCAGUAGUCAACGUGUAAUUUAAUAAUAAAAAAACGAACCGAGUAGCUAAAGUCGAGUCAUUUAAAUAAAAUAAGAAAAUAUAUACCCACUUGCGUUAGUAGGUAAUUAUUUUGAAAUGUUUGAAUUAAAGCGACGAGUAAUUGAAAGGGUACCCUGGUGCCAAAAAGUCUCCUUUUUUGUGUGUAUAAGACGAAACGAGGGAGGGAGGGAGGGAGGGUGGUUCUGUUAAUUUUAUCCUUGUUUUUAUUUUUCCUUUCUUAUUUGACGAACGAGGUGAAAAUUAAAGUUACGAACCUGUACGAGAAUUUAUAUUUUUAGAAUUUUUUUUUUAUUCUUCGUGUAUCUAAACAUUUGAAAGACCAUCGAAACGAGUAUGUGACACAAUGUUGCGUUCAUUAGGCCAUUUUAAAAGCUAUUUUAGGAUUCAAUAAAAGGUGGCCACAUGUAAUAAUUUUCUCAUCUGUGAAUAAUUUUUUGCACAAUUGGUUGUAAUUUUUAUUGUUGUUCUUUUUUCGAGUGAGAAAAAAGAGUUUUAAAGUUUUUUUUUUUUUUUUUUUUUUUUUUUUGUACUUAUGUGUAUGUUUUACGUACUGUUUCUUUUCUCCUUUUUUUUUUGCCAUCUUUUUCUUGUGUAUUUUAUAUGGUCACGUAUUUUUUAUACAUUAUUUUAUUUAUGGGUUUAUAUAGCGUCGUGCGAGUUUAUUAGAGAGGUAAAAAGAUGCGGAGAUGUUGCACGUGGAUGCAUUAUAUGUUUUUUUUAGGGUACUUAUUUUUCCCAAUCGUGAUAUAAAUGUUAUUUUUAUUUUAUGUAAUUCGGUGGUAGGAUUGUUUCAGGUUGUGAGAAUGGCCAUAUUUUAUUGAGGGGUUUGGUCUCAAUCUUGGGAUGAGAAGUUCUUCUUAAAUGCCCUUGAAAAACCUCUGUUCUGAUUUUUGAAUGAAUUAAUUUGUGAAUUUUGAAUUAUUUCCCUCGCUUGGCUCAGGCAUAGAGAGAUGUAAAAAUACUGGUAUUUUUUUUCUGUGUAAUAGUGUUUAAUACAGGAUGGUAAUUUACUUUGAAAUGAAAAUCUGAUACUUUAUUUUCGUAUUUUCUUUCCCCCGAGCCAAAAAACUCAUCAAAUUAGCUCGAAUACAGUUAAAUUGGUAGCGAUGGCGGGUUGAUUAAUUUGGUUAAUGGAAUAAAAUGUGCUGGGACAAAGCGUUUGUAUCUCUGUCUUCUUACUUGCAAAUUUUAUCGCUUAUUAGUUAUUAUAAUAGAAAAGAGCAUUCCAUUCGGUUAGUAAAAUUGACUAAUCUACAAAAGUUGUAAAAAGAUCAUGAAAUUUCAGAAAAAUUCAACAAAAAUUGGAUGAAAAGGUGUUUAAAACAUGCUAAAAUGACAUAAAAAUGCAAAAUAAAGAUUGAAAAUUGGUAAAAAAUUGACAAAAGAUGAUGAAAUUUUUGUAAAAUUUUAUAAAAAUUGUACAAAAAAAUGUUCAAAACAUAUUAAAAGACUGAGUAAGUAACUAAAAAACUGAAAAAGUAUUAAAAUCAACUUCAAAAAUUCAAAAAAUAUUAAAAAGUAAUGAAAUUUUAACAAAAUUUGGUUAUUUUUCUGUUUUUUUUAAAAAAAACUCUGGCGUAUAGACUCAAACAAUACUGGGUCCAGAGACCGAAAGCAAGCUGAAAGCAAAAAGCCAAAAGCCGUAAAAAAAACAUAUUUUAAAGACUUUUGGAAGCUAAAAGAAAGCUGAGCUUUAUAAAUUUGAAAACCAAAGCCAGCUAAAAGCUUUAUUUUUUCAGCUUUCUUACGGUUUUUUACUGUAUUUAGUAUUUUUUGUAUUUUGCCUAGUUUUCAGUUUUUGUGUUUGAAAUUUAAAAUUUGUUUUCAAUAUUUUGAAAUGGUCAUUUUUAAGUAAUUUAAAAAUAUUAGAUUACUUAUAAAAAAUAUUUUUAAAAGUGAAAAGUUCAAAGUGUAAUUGUAAGAAAAGCGUGGGGUGGAAGGCUUGAAAAAUUAAAUACAUAUAAUAUAAGAGGGGCGUCUCAAAAGUAAGUUUCGCUAUUUUUUUUCCAGAACUACUGGACCAAACUAGAUGAAAUUUUAGGGAUAUUCAAGUUUUGAGUUGCUGGUAACACUGUAAUUUUUUCAAGUCCCUAUGUUGAAGUGAUCGCAUGCAGUUGCUUCUCAAACAUUGAGGGAGGAUUUGUCCUGUACCUGGCCUCAAAAUACCUCACAUGAUACGAUUAUUUAAGUCUACUGGUAAAAAUGUUAUUCAAAUUCACCAGGAAAUGCAUUGAAUGCAUGAACCACUCACAACGUUUGGUCCAUGCACUGGACACAUUUCCUCGUGAAUUUGAAUAACAUUUUUACCAGUAGACUUGAGUAAUCGUAUCAUUAGAGGUAUUUUGAGGCCAGGUACAGGACAAAUCCUCCCUCAAUGUUUGAGAAGCAACUGCACGCGAUCACUUCAACAUAGGGACUUGAAAAAAUUACAGUGUUACCAGCAACUCAGAACUUAAAUAACCCUAAAAUUUCAUCCAGUUUGGUCCAGUAGUUCCGGAGAAAAAAAUAGCGAAACUUACUUUUGAGACGUCCCUCGUAUAUCAGGCUUGUAGGACCACUUAGGUUUUGCGGUUGCUCCAAAAUCAAGGUCCUAGUUUAGAGCUUUCAAAUAGUCUGGUCCGGUCAUUCGGUUCUGCAUUUUUUGUCUUUGUAGGUCGUUGGUCCGGUCCACUCCUGACCAGAAAUUUUCAUCGUGGUCAUGGGUCAGCCCUAGUCCAAAAAACAGUCUUCAUUUUUCAGAAAUAAAAAAGCUUCCUAACACAUAAGAUGAGUUGAAAAAUGGAAUCUUUACUUUCAAAACAUUGAAACUUCGAAAAAAAUUAAAUCACAAUGGAAAUUUAUUCAAAAUAGGGAUCUAAAAUGGUAUUAUACAUUUGAAAAAUUGGACGUAGUAACUGAGGUCCAUUUCCAAACCAUGGUUAUUGGUCCAAUUUCUUAGAAAGGUCUUUGGUCUCGGUCUGUCCCUGUUAUUUUUUCUGAAGAGGGUCAUCUGUUUGGUUAAUAUUUACAUACAUUUUUUUUUAGAGGUCUAAGGUCCAGUCCGGUCCACUCGGUCUUGUGUGCAUUUUUGGGUCCAGUCCGGUCUGACAAGCCUGACAUAUAUACCAAAAAUGCCAAAAUCUUUUAGCUUUUGGCUGACAAGCUGCAGAGCUGUGGGACCAAAACGAUCCCAAAACCGGAACCCAUUAAGUAUAUCUCAAUUCAAAUUCAAUCCCAUAACCAAAAUCGUUAUUUUUCUUUAUUCUGAAACCAAAAAAAAAUCCCAAAUUGAUAUAAUUUUGAACCCAAAACAAUCCCAGAAGCCCAGAAUUGAAUCAAAAUUGGUACGGUUUCAGGAUUUCAAUUUUUGCCUUUCUUCCGUGACUUAAAUUAAUUUUGAUACUACCAUUUUAGAUUAUUUAUCAUCAUUCAUUCAGAUUAUAAUAACAAUUUUUUUACAAGUUCACCAAAUUUGCAUUUAAAACGUUAAACCAAUUACACCAUUGCAUUCCCCAUUUCAAAACGUCCCAUUUUUUUAGACCCCUUGCAUGGUCUAUUGGUCAGUUUGGGCUAAUAAAAUUGGUUUAAAUGGAAAUCCUGAAACUGGAACUGAAACAAUUUUUUCAAUCCCGAAACAAAUCUCAAAACCAAAAUGAAAAUUUAGAACAAAUCGCAAAACAAAUCCAAUCCCGAAAGGCCGAAAUGAAUAAAUUUCGAUCCCAAAACCAAAAUCCAAUCCCAAAAUCAUCUGGGUCUCACAGCUCUGCCAAGCUGAAAGACAAAAGCUGAAAAUGAAAUACCCGUAUUUUUACAUCUCUGCGCACACACCGUUGAACAUGCCAAUAAUGUUAUUGAAUGCGUUUGGGUUGUGCUGUUGAACAUGGUGUACUAGUGUUAGCUGGCAUUAUACAGUUGCGCAUGCGCUGUUGAGCAUAUUUGAAGACGUGCAUGCGCAGUGGAGCAUGUUGUUAAGUGGCGCAUGCGCAGUGGAGCAUGUUGUGAAGUCGCGCAUGCGCAUUGCAGCAUGUUGUGAAGUCGCGCAUGCGCAGUGCAGCAUGUUGUGAAGUCGCGCAUGCGCAGUGGAGGAUGUUAUGAAGUCGCGCAUGCGCAGUAGGGUGUGUUAUACUAGGGUGGCCCUUAUUUAUACUUGGUGGAAAAAAAAAAUUUGAAUUUUUUUCGGGACACCCCCUAGUUUGGUGCCACUCCAUGAGAAAAUAGCGCAUAAAAAAUUUCAACUCCAUUGAUGCAUAUUUACCCGUGCCGCACACCACUUUUUGUAAUGAUAGCGUCACGCGCGCGAGCUCAGUACUAUUCCACUACAGACCCGUGGCAAACGAAACGUACAUUAACGCGCCUCAACUUCAACUUGUUUUUUCAAUCUUAAACGUUCGGGUUUGUCCUAACUAGAGGAUGUUCGAAGUCAUGCUGUUUGGGGUGAGGUGUUCAUGUCAUUCUGCCGACAAUAUUUGUAAUUCUUGAGACAAAACUCAAGAUUUUAACCCAAUCGAUGGGUACAAAAAUGUUAAAAAAGGGAGUGAUACUGUUUGGAAGAAAAAUACAAUACUAAUUCGAUUUUUUUUAAUUUUAUGUAUUAUUUUAUAUAAUUUUUCAAUUUAAAUGGCCCAAGCGAACUGAAAGCAAACGUUUUGGAAAAUUUAUAAUUCAAAAAAUAGAACUAUUUACUUCAAAACAAUGGGUUUUUUUAACAUCAGCAAUUAUUUUAAAAAUUUAAUCAAUAGUUUUUUUAAAUUGCAGGGCUCGUACUCAUUUUUUCCAAAAAAAAAAAAAAAGGCCAAUCCAGCAUUCAUUUAUUAGUUACCCAAAAAACUCGAAAAAGUAACCAAAAAAGUGACAAAACAUGUGCAAUACAUUUCAAUGCACAAAAAAAUCACCAAAAAAACUAGAACUUUUCGCUUUUAAUCAAAAUGUCAAAAUGAAAUUCAAUAAUUUUAGCAAAAAGCGGGACUCUUUGGCAAUUAGGUACUGCCCAGGAAGUACUUUUUGGCAAUUUUGGAUUAAAAAUUGAAAAUCGCGAUUUCUGAGAAUAAUAGUGCGACUUUUGAAUAUUUCAGCAAAAAAAUGGCUUGUUAGUUAGGGAUUUUUGGCAAAAAACUACACAUUAGAACAAUUUAUUGGAAAAGAGUGGGAGCUUUUUGAUGCAAAAAACAACACAAUUCUUAGCAGAUUUUGGCAAAAAAAGAAAAUUCUACAUAAUUUUGGUAAAAUGCGAGCUUUUUUGCCAUUUUGAUAGAAAACGAGACUGCGACAAUAAUUUCAGGAAAAAGCAGGACUUCAUAGCAAUUCUCAGCUCAAAAGCGAAACUUUUUAUGUAGCAAGAUUUUUUUCAUGGUAAAUUAACAGAAUUGGGAACGGGCACCUUAAUACGGUGGAUUAUUCAGUUUUGAACGAAAGUAUUAUUUACAUUUUUUUCACUGUUGUUUUUGGCCAAAUUACAAUUUACGGGUAAUUACCGGGCGAUUUAAAGCGAAGUGAGCAAACUAACCAAGUAUUUUUGGUUUGUUUGCUCAACAAAUCAGUCGACAAUAUUUGGUUAGUUCGCUCACUUCGCCUCAAAUCGCCUGGUAAUUACCCGUAAAUUAUAAUUUGGCCAAAAACAACAGUGAAAAAAAUGUAAAUAAUACUUUCGUUCAAAACUGAAUAAUCCACCGUAUUAAGGUGCCCGUUCCCAAUGGACUUCAAGCCUUUUUAAGAAUAAUGGACAAAAAGUAAUGGUACUAUUUGGCAAUUUUUGGCAGCAAACUGAUCUCUAUAGUGGGGAAAACCAAACACUGAUCUUCAAGGGCAUAUCCCUCUUCCCUCCUAUGCAUGCAUACACCCAAUAAAGAACUUGAUAAGCUACCUGGAAUCAACAACCAACUUACAACAUGUAAGAGAUAAAGGACCGGGGUGCAAGGAGUCUCAUUCCCCACGCGUUAUCGUGGAGAAAUCCUGAACUCGCGCGCCUGAUGCUUACAUUUCAAAAAGGGGCGUGCGGCACGGGUUAAUAUGCAUUGAUUGAGCUAAAAAUUUGUGUACGUCAUUUUCUCAUAAAACAGCACCAAACUAGGGGGUGUCCCAAAAAAAAUUCCAAAAUUUUUUUUAAGGGCCACCCUAGUGUUAUACCGACGUUAUAUGCAUGUUUAACUGGUGUUUUCUGUGUGCACACGUUAUUUACGCUGCAAGAGUAUAAUGCUAGCACAACGCGAGCAAAUAUCAAAAUGCUCCAAAAAAUCACUUCUCUGCGUUAGCGUGAACUGUGUUGAAGAUAGAUCCAAAUUUUAAUCAGGGAUCCUACUUUUGGUGUCAGAAAAGUCAUAAAAUGACACAAAAAUCACAAGUUUUAAUUCAAUUCCCCUUCCUUCUGAUUUUGAUGUUUGUUUUUUUUUAGUGAAAACUUGCAAACUGAAUCUGUGUAAUAUGGUCAUUCUCUAUCUAUUUCAUUACAUAACUAAUUAGCUGGUCACUUCGAUAGGAUCUCAUUCUGAUUUAGGUAUUUUUGCGAUUCCCAAUCACGAAGGGAAAUCUGCAGUUGAAAGAAUCGAGUUGAAAAAUAAUUGUAAUAUCAAAAAGAGAAUAUUUUUUUCAAACAUGUUAAAAUCACCUACUUUAAGAUCUAAGAUUAUAACAAGAUGAAUAUUUUUUCGAAAUAAUUGUGAUACGCUUUCUUUAUUAGAUUAUUCUAAGUAUAUUUUUUUUCUUUAUUAUAUAUUUGCUGCGUUGGUUGAUGAAACUUUACCACUUUUUGAUUAACUUUACCUAGUCACGUAUGGAAAAUUUUGUUUUAUUUUUUUUCCUUCCUAAACUUACGAUGAAGAUUUUCAAUUUAUUGUAGUAAAUUAUUACUUUUUUUUUUUUUUUUGAUUAUUUCAUUAGCAUAAAAUGUUAACUUUUUAUCGCGACGAUUUGUUAACGAGUCAAAAUGAUUUAUUUAUUGUGCAAUAUUAUACGUUUACCAAAAUGA
Messenger RNA from Planococcus citri (citrus mealybug), 13215 nucleotides. RefSeq names its product Na[+]/H[+] hydrogen exchanger 1 (gene Nhe1). Gene Ontology annotation, biological process: regulation of intracellular pH; potassium ion transmembrane transport; sodium ion transport. The record is from RefSeq and is a predicted model, not a curated record. Gene Ontology annotation, cellular component: membrane. Lineage: Eukaryota; Metazoa; Arthropoda; Insecta; Hemiptera; Pseudococcidae. Gene Ontology annotation, molecular function: potassium:proton antiporter activity; sodium:proton antiporter activity. The transcript has 7 exons. Bases 246 to 2258 code for a protein of 670 amino acids.